Molecule: messenger RNA, 1230 nt
Organism: Centruroides sculpturatus (bark scorpion)
Lineage: Eukaryota; Metazoa; Arthropoda; Arachnida; Scorpiones; Buthidae
Product: RING finger protein 219-like
Exons: 1
Coding region: 91-1128 (345 amino acids)
Biological process (GO): protein polyubiquitination; ubiquitin-dependent protein catabolic process
Molecular function (GO): ubiquitin protein ligase activity
Source: RefSeq, a predicted model, not a curated record
UAUUGAUUAUUAAACAGUUUCAUUAUUAAGUCAAUUGUUCGAGUUUUUUUGGCCUAAUCUUUUAAAGAACUAAACGAACGAAACUGAAGAAUGGCCACACUUCGUUCUUCACAAAAAGAAAACACUUUUUAUAUACCCCUGAACGAAGAAAUGAAAGAAAUAGUAUGCAGUAUUUGCCGAUCUGCUUUCAAAAAUCCAGUAAAAUGUUCUUGUGGCCAUACUUAUUGCCGAAGUUGUAUCAUUGUGUGGCUAUCUCAUAACGAAUCCUGCCCGAUUUGUAGAAAGAAAACCGAUGUUUCAGAUCUAAAAUCUAUGUUAUUCGAUACUCGUAACACGGGUAAAUUUAUUAUUAGUUAUCCUGACAAUGAUGAAGAAAGAGAUGAAACUGUACUCGAAGUACUCAACCCUUCUUUACCAAAUUCGCAAAUAUAUGGACCUGACAGAAGAAUUAAAAAAAUAUACCAGUUAUCCAUACAAAACAGCGAAAACUAUAUUAAUCAAAUAAAAGAUCUUCAGGAAGCAUCGGAAAUUAGUAAAGAUGUUAUCGAAGAUUUAUGUAAUCAACUAGAAAAUUAUGAAAAAAAUGCAUCGAAAAUUAAAUCCGAACUUGAAAGCGUGAAAGGAGCUGCUGCAAUAUUGAAAAGCGAACGAGAAAUUUACAAAAAUAAAGAAAUCGAAGCCAGAAAAGAAUUACAGCUAGUAAAUAACGUAAACAAAGCACUGAAAAAUGAAGUAAAACUGUACCAAAAUGAAAUUGAAAUUUAUAAAAAUAGUGAACUGGAGAUAAGAAAAGAACUGGAUAAAGAAAAAAUUAACGUAGAAAAGCUGAAAAAUGAGAUAGAAAAAUUGAAGAAUACAGAAAAUCUAGUGGAAGAACAACUAAAAACGGAAAUAAAUAUUAACAACAACCAAAGAACCGAAUUGGAAAUUUAUAAGAACAGAAUUAAAAUUUAUAAAAACGAAUUGGAAGUUUAUGAAAAUGAAAUGAUGAUUUAUGAGAAUAAAAUAAAUGAAAAGGAGGAUAUGGCACAUGAUAAAAUAUUACAAUCAACAAUGCCAUUAUACAUCAGUAUAAUUGCCUGUAUUGUUUUUCCCUCUGUAUUUGGCAUCCUGAGAGCUUUUAUUUAAUUUUUUCAAGCAAGAGUCAAAAAUGAUAAACUUAUACUUUAAAAUCAGUUUAUUUUUAUGAAUUUUUUUUUACUAAAUCGAAUUUUUCCUUUCACAACAAAA